AUGUCUCCGUUGUGGACAGUUUUUUCGCUUUUGAUAUCAACGACUUUUGUGUGGAGUGCUCAGGUUCGGUUUGAUAACUACAGGGUCUACGAAAUAGCAAUCGAAAAUCAAGAUCAACUUCAACUUUUACAACAUCUGGAACAGUUUUCCGAUGCAUACUUGUUUUGGGAAACACCUGUUCGCACAGGAACGAAGGUAGACCUAAUGGUCCCCCCUCACAAAUUUUCCGACUUCAGUGAGCUAGUUUCUCGACUGCAAUUACAUGUGAGCACGAAGAUCGAGAAUGUUCAGCAAUUGAUAGACAAAGAACAAUUAUCGCGGUCGCGACGUGAUGAAUUUGGCUGGACCAAAUACCACUCAUUGGAUGAAAUUUACGACUGGAUCGAUGGUUUAGUCGCACAACAUAGCGAUAUUCUUUCUGUGGAGUUCGUGGGUAACUCGUACGAGGGUCGUGAAGUGAGAGCUGUCAAACUAUCGCACAAGGAAGGAAAUCCGGGAAUCUUCCUGGAGUCCCAUAUUCAUGCUCGUGAGUGGAUCACGUCUGCCACCACUACGUGGAUACUGAACGAGCUCUUGAGCUCAGCUGACCCACAAGUUCAAGAACUUGCCCAAAAUUACGAUUGGUACAUUUUACCGGUUGUUAAUCCUGACGGGCUGAACUACACUCAGGAAGUUAACAGAAUGUGGCGAAAAACUCGCUACCCUCACAGCGUACUUUGCCUUGGAGUUGACAUGAACCGAAACUUUCCUUAUCACUGGAUGGAUGGCGGAUCUUCAAGCAACCCUUGCUCGGACACAUAUGCUGGACCCGAACCUGCUUCCGAAAUAGAAUCAAGAAAUAUCAUGGAUUAUUUUAAAAAGUACAAGGAUCAGAUUCAUUUUUAUUUGUCAUUUCACUCAUAUAGUCAGCUGAUAUUGCUUCCCUUCGGAUACCAGGAUGCGGAAAAGGUAACCAACUUUUAUGAUUGGAUGGAAAUGGCGGAAGCUGCUGUUAUUACUUUGUCGAAGCGGUAUGGUACCUUGUAUACCUUUGGAAAUACAGCUGAGGUUUUAUAUGUGGCAUCGGGAUCAACACGGGAUUGGGCAUUGGGAACCUUUAAUGUGCCGAUAGCAGCGUCAUACGAAUUUCGAGAUACGGGAAACUAUGGAUUCCUUUUACCUGCGGAACAGAUAAUUCCAAACUCCGAGGAAGUACUUGAUUCAUUGGUAGCAUUUCUUGCAAAGGCUCGUGAGCUGGGAUAUUUCAAGGUUGACUAA
Sabethes cyaneus is the source of this 1257-nucleotide messenger RNA. RefSeq names its product zinc carboxypeptidase-like. Bases 1 to 1257 code for a protein of 418 amino acids. Gene Ontology annotation, molecular function: metallocarboxypeptidase activity; zinc ion binding. Gene Ontology annotation, biological process: proteolysis. The record is from RefSeq and is a predicted model, not a curated record. The transcript is spliced from 4 exons. Lineage: Eukaryota; Metazoa; Arthropoda; Insecta; Diptera; Culicidae.